Polyodon spathula (Mississippi paddlefish) is the source of this 2420-nucleotide messenger RNA. Its product is annotated as protein Wnt-10a-like. Bases 389 to 1555 code for a protein of 388 amino acids. Gene Ontology annotation, biological process: canonical Wnt signaling pathway; multicellular organism development; cell fate commitment. Gene Ontology annotation, molecular function: cytokine activity; frizzled binding. NCBI's taxonomy places the organism in Eukaryota, Metazoa, Chordata, Actinopteri, Acipenseriformes, Polyodontidae. The record is from RefSeq and is a predicted model, not a curated record. Gene Ontology annotation, cellular component: extracellular region. The transcript is spliced from 4 exons.
UCACUUAGAGCAGAGCAGAAAUAGAGAGCGAGAGGGAGAGAAAGCGCAAAUCAUGUAAAGUGGAUCACUUCACUUCAAAAACAUCUGGUAACCCUAAGAAAAAGGGGAGUGGGUAAUGAAAAGAGAAACUUUGUCCGACUCUGUUGUAUGAAGGAUAUUAGGUUUUUGACAGAUAUGUGUUUUAGGAGAGGUUAAGGGUUAUCUAAAUUUAAUUCCACAAUUUAUAAAGCACGGCUGGAGUUACAUAUAAGGAAAAAAAAAAAAAAAAAAAAAAAAAAAAAAAAAAAACGUGUUUUCUUGCUAAAAGUUUCCAGCUGAAACGCGAGGAUAAAUUGUACAUAUCCUACUGUCUGUGCUUAAAAAGAGUUCUGUUUUAUUUUAAACAAACAUGGAACUAUUCAUUUUACAAAUAUUUCGUUUGUUGAUGGCUAUGUCACCCCUUAUGCAAAGGAUCGAUUCAAAUGAAAUUUUGGGUUUGAAACUCCCAUCUGAUCCAAUUCUGAAUGCCAAUACAGUUUGCUUAACUCUUCCGGGCUUGACAAGACGACAGUUGGAAGUGUGUAUGCGCAAUCCGGAUGCUACAGCAUCAGCCAUCCAGGGGAUCCAGAUUGCCAUCCACGAGUGCCAACACCAAUUCAGAGGCCACAGGUGGAACUGCUCCAGUCUGGAGACUAGGAAUAAGAUUCCUUAUGAGAGUGUCGUUUUCAGUAGAGGCUUCAAGGAGAGUGCCUUUGCAUAUGCAAUAGCAGCUGCUGGAGUGGUCCAUGCUGUAUCUAAUGCUUGCUCAAUGGGGAAGCUAAAAGCUUGUGGCUGUGAUGAGAAAAGGAGAGGGGAUGAAGAGGCUUUUCGCCUCAAACUGAACCGACUCCAGCUUGAAGCCAUAAACCGGGGGAAAGGCAUGGUUCACGGAGUCAUGGAGCACAUCCCAGCCGAUGCCCCAGGACCUCAGGACUCCUGGGAAUGGGGAGGCUGCAGUCCUGAUGUGGACUUUGGAGAAAAGUUUUCCAGGGACUUUCUAGAUUCCAGAGAAACAUACAAGGAUAUUCAUGCCAGGAUGAGACUGCACAAUAACAGAGUGGGCAGGCAGGUUGUAUUGGACAAUAUGAAGAGGAAGUGUAAAUGCCAUGGAACCUCAGGGAGCUGCCAGCUGAAAACUUGCUGGCAGGUGACUCCGGAGUUCAGAGCUGUGGGCUCCCUUCUCAAAGACAGGUUUCACAUAGCUACUUUAAUCAAAGCCCACAACAGGAACACAGGGCAGUUGGAGCAUGUCCACCUACCACACAGGAGGAGAGCUAAUCUGAACGAGCUUAUCUAUUUUGAGAAAUCACCAGACUUCUGUGAGAGGGAACCUGAGUCUGAUUCUGCCGGCACACAGGGAAGGAUCUGUAACAAAACAAGUCCUGGGAUGGAAAAUUGCGAAAGCCUGUGCUGUGGAAGAGGACACAACAUCCUGCAACAGACCAGAAGUGAAAGAUGCAACUGCAAGUUUCACUGGUGCUGUUAUGUCGUUUGUGAAGAGUGCCGGAUAACAGAAUGGGUUAGCGUAUGCAAAUAAAAUGAAAUGCAACAUAUUUAUCAUAUGGGAAGAGACACGGCUGAACCGUCAGAUUGACUUUCCUUUGCUGUGGACAAUGCUCUGUGAUAUAUGAAUGCACAAAACUGUCUUAAAGUUUGAAGCAUGAGACUUCAAUGCUAAAAGAGUUAAGAUUGAUCUUUUAAGUCAGCACUGCUUUUCAUUUUAGAAAAAAGGUGUUGUUAAGUUAAAUAAUUUAAAUAUAGAUAUGAAAUUAUGUAAAAGACUCAGCACUCAUCAGUAUUUGAAAGAUUUGAUUUGAUUUUUCAAAACUGAGUUUCUGGCACAUUAAUAAAACUUCAACAACAACAAAAAUAAAGUGAUCUAUUCAACAUACCACAACUUGCAUUAUCUACCCCGUCCCAAAUCAACAUUUCGACCACCUAAGCUUGUAUUUUAAUAAAUGCACAUACAUGUAUGGCACACCAGUCUAUUUAACUUACAUUUGUUGUGAACUAAAUUAUGCACUUCCAAGAUUCUUCACCAAAGCUUUUUUUUUUUUUUUUAUCAUUAUCCUCUAUCUGUGGAAGAAAAUUUUUUCCAACAAAUACAUGAAACUUUAUUCAAUCUGGACUUGCAAGAAAAUGGCAGUUGCAUCUAAGGACAAGGGAGACGCUGUUGAACCAUCCACACAUGUAUUAGUGAUGUAUUGUUUGAGAGACUACCAGAGUGAUUCACUAUAAACAGGGAGGGUUGAAGAAUGCCCCCCAAGAUGCCUCAAAAUACAAUUUAUAUUAAAAUCAAAUGAUGUUGUCCGUUUGUUGGUUUAUUGUAUUGUAAGUUAUUUUAUUUUUGUGAAUAAUCUAAUAUUUGUAAACUUAAUUGUAUUGAAAAACCAUGCUAAAUA